Lycium ferocissimum is the source of this 1221-nucleotide messenger RNA. RefSeq names its product putative F-box/LRR-repeat protein At3g18150. NCBI's taxonomy places the organism in Eukaryota, Viridiplantae, Streptophyta, Magnoliopsida, Solanales, Solanaceae. The record is from RefSeq and is a predicted model, not a curated record. Gene Ontology annotation, molecular function: protein binding. The transcript has 5 exons. Bases 1 to 1221 code for a protein of 406 amino acids.
AUGUCUUCCAGCGACUCCACGAAAUAUGACGGCCAUCCAUUGACGAAGAAACAGAAAGUGACUGAAGUUGAAGAAACACUAGACGACCGUAUCAGUGAGUUGCCUGAGUCGCUCCUUGUUCAAAUUCUCUCUCUUUUGCGGAUACAUGAUGCAAUCAAAACCUGUAUUCUCUCAAAAAGGUGGCGCUAUCUCUGGACUUCACUUGAUAACUUCAUGUUCCAUAGUGAAGAUUUUCUUAAAACAGAAAAUUCCCCAUCCUUUGUUGAGCAUGUCUUUGGUAUUGACAGGGCCAUAGAGUGGAAAUCUCUAAAGAGCAUAAUGUUGUUCUCCUCGGUGAUAUCUGAUGCCGACCUUGUGAACUUACUAUCAGGUUGUCCUGCUUUGGAAACUAUGAAAUUAUCUUUGUUUUAUGGCUUUGGUCGCCAUUUGGAGAUUUCAGAACAUCUUUAUGAUCUUAGGUGCAAGCUUGUAGAUGUGUCCUCUGUGGUUAAGGCUAAGCUUACUUUCAAUACUAAAUGUAUCAAAGACAUCCAUCGUGGUGUAGAAGUUGAUGAUGAGGAAGACAGUUGUCGUGUCUAUCAUCAAGUUUUUAGAACCCUUGUCCAAGAUUAUCUUCAAAAGUUGAGUUAUGCGACUGAGCUAACAAUCGGAACUUGGUUCAUAGAGGUCCUAUGCGUGUUGCAGUUCAAAUGGGUGCCGAAUCCAGAAUUGAAAUGCAAAUAUCUAACACUAAAGUUGGAUAUUAAAAAGUUUAAUUUGUAUGGAGUAGCUGGCCUUUUGCGAGCCUCGUCUCUCGUGGAAACAUUAAGCAUAGACAUGGAAACUACGCUGUCAGAUAAUUCUCUCUGCUGCGAGUUAAGAUAUUUGGCCAAAGGAGGUAAUAUUGAUUUACAGAGUUUGAUUUCCAGCUUUGUCCUUCCCAACCUCAAGAAAAUUAAGAUUGUCAUCUCUUUCGAGGUGCUGUUGCAGUUUACUGGUCCUCUCCACCUGGACUUCUGUUUGAAGGAUCAUUCAAAGUGGGGCUUUGAAAAGCUUUUCAAACUUCCAGAAUUUUUACUAAAGGCUGCAACAGUUUUGGAGAAGUUCGUUAUCGUCUCAAAGGGAAUAAAGUGCAAGACAUGUUCAACGAACUGUGUGUCCCUAUAUUUAUCUAGAUUGUCUGAGAAACUAUUAGGUUGCCCAAGAUCUUCCGCCGAUUCUGUGAUUAUCUUUCAGGAGUGA